UGGAUGACGAUAUCUUGUAUUUGACAAAGAAUUAAGGACUUGUUUGUUGUUAUAUUUAGCGUGACUACUUUGAUCAUUACCUACAGAGAGAAAGAUGGCAAUGCGAAACCUUGUGGAAGGGGAGUGUGGAGGGGCCAACUCUCUAAUGAAGCUAACAAGUCAUUUCACACAGGAUAAGGCAUUGCGACAGGAAGGUCUAGUACCUGGUAGACCCUCAUCACAUCUUGGAGUGGCAAGUCGUCCCAUCAAUGAAAUUUCAGAGCAUGAGCUGGUUGAUGAGUUUCUGUCAGGCCCACGGACAUCUAUGGCCCCUCAAACGUUCCACAUGGGAGGCCUUCUGCAGGAAAUGAGAGAGAUUGAGGAGGCUGAACUGAAAUAUGCCCCACAAAGAGCACUAGGAAUAGCUGAACUGGCUUCACAAGACCACUGGGCAUCUGAGUUUCUGAGUGAUGGGAAAGGAUCGGGACAACAAGAAUGGGCAGAUGAUUUUAUGUCCCAGAAACCUGCAAUACUACCUCCUACAGAUGUCAAAUGGGCUGAAGACUAUCUCGACCAAUCAGAACACAGGCCCUGGACAGAAGAAUUUGAAAAAGAAUUAAUUUUAGAUGAUUCCAAAUGGGUUGAUGACUUCACCACAGAACAGUCCAAUGAUGCUGAGUUAUCUCAAACAGCCAAGGAACUAGUGGGAGGUAUAGACGACCCCAAGCUAACUAACUCUGAGUUUAUGAAGUUUGUGAAGAGGAUAGGAGAUGGGGAGGUAACUAUAAAAGAUAACGAGGUUAUAGAGAAAACUCCUGUGGAACGGGCUGACGAUUGGGCCCAGGAAUUUGUGACACAUCAGACUGCUGGGAAAUCUGUUGUUGACCAAUGGGAAGAAGAGUUUGCUGAAAUGGCAGGAAGUAGACACACAGAUGAUGAGGAAUUCUGGGAUAAAUUACAACAACACUGGGAGGAAGUAGAUAAAACAAGAGAAGAUGGCCAUCCCUGGCUAACAGAGUUUGAGGAGACAGAACCAUUUAAGGUGUAUGAGUUUGAACAAGAAAAUCCUCUCCUUGAUCACCCAGACCCCUUCCAGGCUGGCAAAGAGAAGCUGAGUGAAGGAGAUAUUCCUAAUGCUGUCCUACUGUUUGAGGCAGCAGUACAGAAAAAUGAAGAGCACAUUGAGGCUUGGCAAUACCUUGGAACAUCACAAGCUGAGAAUGAACAGGACCCUGCAGCCAUUGCUGCACUUAAAAGAUGUUUGGACCUGAGUCCCGGUAACUUGACCGCCUUAAUGGCCCUCGGAGUGAGCUAUACAAACGAGUCCUUGGCCUCUCAUGCGUGUCAUGCACUCAUGUCCUGGCUGAAACAUAACCCAAAGUAUGCUGCCCUGGUCCCAGGGGAGAUUGAAAAUGAACCCAAGGCCUCCUCCUAUGUAUCAAGUUCAGAACAUGGGGAAGUUAAGGACUUAUAUAUUGAGGCAGCGAGAAUGUUUCCCCAGGAUAUUGAUGCUGAUGUACAGAGUGGACUGGGAGUGCUUUUUAACCUCAGUGGAGAGUAUGACAAAGCUGUCGACUGUUUCUCAGCAGCCCUACAAGUCAGGCCUAAGGAUGCAUUACUGUGGAACAAGCUAGGAGCAACACUUGCCAAUGGUAACCGGAGUGAGGAAGCUGUGGAGGCCUACCACCAUGCUUUACAGAUAGCACCGGGUUACAUACGGUCACGUUACAACCUCGGUAUAGCUUGUAUCAACCUCGGGGCCCACAAGGAGGCGGUGGAACAUUUUUUAACGGCCUUAAAUAUGCAGAGUCAAAGCCGUGGCCUAAAAGAUCCACAGUUUGUUAUGUCAAAAAACAUUUGGAGUACUCUACGUAUGGCAGUGUCUUUGAUGGGCCGGCCCGAUCUUUAUGAAAUCUGUGAUAAAAAUGACUUGGAACGAUUGAAACAAGAAUUUGGUAUGGGGUCCUGAUGUCAACAAUGCCCGGCGUCAGACACUGUGUGUAGUUCUUCUGAAAGAGAACAUCAACACACUGCUCAAGACAGUCUGGAAUGCUUGCCGGGAGUGUUACGUCUGAUGCUAAGCAACUGAAGAAAACUCUUAUGGCUGGUGUUGUUAUAUCUAUGGAAGUUAAAAUCUUCUGUGAAUGGAUGUGGCAAUAGUUAUGAAAAGGACAUAAACUCUUAUAUAUUGAAAAAUCUUUGUUUUAAGAAAUAUUCAUCCUUUAGGAAAACAGAUGAGAUAUAUUGGGAGAUAUCAAGAGAGAUUUCUGCAUUUUAUCAUUAUCACCAAUAAUUUGUAGAUCAUGAAUGUUGAUUAUAAAAUUAUUGUCAUCAUUAUCACAAAUACUAUGUGUGCCUUUUUCUUUCACUGCACUCUUGCCCACCCCAUCAUCCUGCCCCCUACAGCCCAAGUAACCAACAUGAUAGGGAAAUAUAGCAGGUUAGGAAAGGUUUAUUUUGACUAAUGAAAGAAAUCUGAAAAAUGAAUUUUUAUACGCCCGUCAAAAGACAGACGUAUUACGGUAGGGCGCUGUCUGUCCGUCCAGCGUCCGGCGUCCGUCGUAAACUUUUAUUUGUCCGGAGAUCUCCUCCUACAUUUUUCCAGCCGAUCUUUAUGAAACUUGGUAGGCUUAAUCACCAUAUGAAGUUGUGCUU
This is a messenger RNA of Ylistrum balloti, 2634 nucleotides long. RefSeq names its product peroxisomal targeting signal 1 receptor-like. Gene Ontology annotation, cellular component: cytosol; peroxisomal membrane. Gene Ontology annotation, biological process: protein import into peroxisome matrix, docking. The coding region runs from base 95 to 1948 and encodes 617 amino acids. The record is from RefSeq and is a predicted model, not a curated record. Lineage: Eukaryota; Metazoa; Mollusca; Bivalvia; Pectinida; Pectinidae. The transcript has 17 exons. Gene Ontology annotation, molecular function: protein binding.